GAUCUACUUGCAGCUUCCUCGGGAUGAUGACCUCGUGCAAUGUGCAGCGAAAGGCGCAGCAGAGGUGAGCCUCAGCCUCUCGAAAAGGCAAUGCAGCGGCAGGUACUUCAAUCUGGCCGGAGUUGCGAACCGACUCAUGGACUCGGACGUUCAGCACAGCUUCUGGUGGCAAAGACGCCUGAAGACCGACAUGCACCGUGCGGAGCUCUACUCAAACAAGAGUUUGCAGGUCAUGCGUCCACGUGAUCUUGUCCACAUGGGAAGUUUGUGCGUGCCCAGCUCCUGCAGCGAAGAUGCCGUGGCUGGCUGGUUUGCAUCGAAGCUGGAGAGGGACCACAACGCAUACACACCGCCCAGACUCAUAGAGCUUAACGCCACCCACGUGCGGCUCUCACCACUUCGUGCAGUUCGACGGCCGUACCCAAGAUUCACAGGCUCAUGGAUUUCCUGGAGAAGUCAGCACUCAGACGACACAAGGAAAACCGGAGCGAAGUACGUGGAGUUCAUCCUGCUGGAACACAAAUCAUGGAGGCAGCUCCGGCCGAGCCAGCAGACGGCGAUGGUACUGCUUGCUUUGGCCAUUCCUGUUCUCUUCGCCAGUGCCAUCCGAGCCGCCGGCCCGCAGGUCAUGAGUGGAUUAGCCCUCCAGACAAGCGUGGGACGUUUGUUUGCUCCCCGCCCCCUCUGUUACGAUGUGUGUCGAAUCCUGACCACCCUCUUUGUGAUUGCCAUCCACGUGAAGGAUCAUUAUCCCUUUCCAGAGGUGACGGCGGUGUCUACGCCCUUCGAGCAGAUGGCCGUGGGCGUCAAAGCCGUCCCUGUGAACCAGCUUGCCAUCCUACUCAUGGUCUACCUCAGCCUCCGAAGGCUAGAGCCGAAGAGCUUGGGACCUCUUGCCUGGCUCUGGCGGGUCUUCUGCUACGCUCUCCGUCGAUGGGCUCUCAUGCUUUCUGUGGUUGGGAUCUGGCUUUACGUUUACCUCGAAGUCCUCGUGAAGGACGUGCCCAUCCCGAAUCUAGGCAAGACCAAAUUCCUUGAGCUAUGGUUUUCAGAAAAACGUGAUGAGUGCUCACGAAUGGAGCACCUGCUUCCAAGCAUCUUCCUUCUGCAUGAGGCGUUCCAUUUGAAGCCUACGCCAUGCCACAACUUGGGGAUAUUUGAAGCAUGUUGGCAAGUCGAUGUGGUGACGUUCUCGCUUAUGACCCUGCCCGGGCUGUCACGAAGCAGGUGGCUCACGGCAGGAUUGGCAGCAAUGAUGUUUCUGCCAGCGGCGUUUAGCAGCUCAGCCGUGGCUGAGAGAGGCGCGUUCCUCUUCCAGCACAGGUUGGGAGAUCUCCUGGCGCCGGCACUUGCAGCCGUGUUCUUUGCCGCCCUGCUGCCACGAGCAGAGCUCUUGGAACCUAGGCCUGUCUUGAGGUUCCUCCUGAGCACGAUGGCCUUUGCCGUGACCUCCGCCGGCAUCCUUCUGAUAGCAGCGGCCCACUUGGGGUGGCUGCCGCGGGCUCCGCAGAUCCCGGAUGGUGUGAUGCAAAACCUGAUGGUGCUGCCUAGCAUGGUCGGAGUGCUCCUCAUGCUGCGAAUAGCGGAGGCGUCGCCGCCUCACUCGAAAGGACUCUUGGGGCGUUUGCUGAACGCCUUGGGCCGUCUUUCGCCCGGCAUCAAUUUGUCGCACCUUUUCGUAGCUCAGAUGCACCUCGGCUACUCCGAAUCGCCCAUCCAGUGGUUCCGGGAUCUUCCGCCGUCGCCGGUGCUGUUUUUCUCUACAGUUGCACUGCUCUUCGUUGUGUCCACAGUGGUGUCCAUGCUCGUCUUUGUUCUGGUCGAGGGUCCAGUGCAGGCCCUGGUGGGCUACGGCGGCCACGGCACAUCCCAGACAUUGCCCUCCGGGUCCGUUACGCGGAUGACGACAAAUGGAGCGGCAAACGGCCACACCUCGGUGGCCAAUGGCUGCGAGCCGACACUUGGAGGCUACAGGGCCUCCAAGACUGUCACAGACUGCUCCGGGAGGUCAAUCAGCGAGGAGCAGCUCGAGGCUGAGGAUUUGGUCACCGAGUCCGGGCUCUAUCGACGCGGCGCAGGCCGCGUCAAGAUGGAGGUUGGCCGUGAAAGCGACACAAGGCAAGCUCCUCGAGAGAGUGGUUUGCUGGGUGACAUGGAGCUGAGCCCGCCACAGAACCUGGCAGAGCUUUGGCAUGAGCUCUUAGAGGACACACUGCCGCCUGACAAGCGUGAGCUGCUUCAGGCUUCCUGGGAUCGUGCCGCAAAUGAUAGUGAGCGAUAUAUGCUGUUCCUGGAGUACAGUAGCUACUUGCGCAAGCAGGCGGUCAGCGAGGAGGAUAAAGCCGAGACCAGGAAGCAGCUGGAGCCGCUUCUGAAGCAGUACGGUCUGCACGACCUGCAGCAGGAGUCAGAAUCCUCGGGGUCCUCCAUCUGGCGUGGUGCCCGGAGAGUGCUUGGCAGUCCUAGAAAGGCUCAGCGAAUCGGAUGGGACCCGGCCAAGAGGCGAUAA
Messenger RNA from Symbiodinium necroappetens, 2509 nucleotides. The record is from the annotation of a GenBank genome assembly. Lineage: Eukaryota; Dinophyceae; Suessiales; Symbiodiniaceae.